This is a messenger RNA of Eriocheir sinensis (Chinese mitten crab), 3027 nucleotides long. RefSeq names its product ubiquinone biosynthesis monooxygenase COQ6, mitochondrial-like (gene Coq6). NCBI's taxonomy places the organism in Eukaryota, Metazoa, Arthropoda, Malacostraca, Decapoda, Varunidae. Gene Ontology annotation, biological process: ubiquinone biosynthetic process. The transcript is spliced from 11 exons. Bases 209 to 1630 code for a protein of 473 amino acids. Gene Ontology annotation, cellular component: mitochondrion. Gene Ontology annotation, molecular function: FAD binding; 2-octaprenyl-6-methoxyphenol hydroxylase activity; oxidoreductase activity, acting on paired donors, with incorporation or reduction of molecular oxygen, NAD(P)H as one donor, and incorporation of one atom of oxygen. The record is from RefSeq and is a predicted model, not a curated record.
GUGUGACCUGCAGAGCCCAGUGACAGCCUACCGGGGACUUGUGUGACCUGCAGAGCCCAGUGACAGCCUACCGGGGACUUGUGUGACCUGCAGAGCCCCGUGACAGCCUACCGGGGACUUGUGUGACCUGCAGAGCCCCGUGACAGCCUACCGGGGACUUGUGUGACCUGCAGAGCCAUUGACAGCCGCGUCCUGCAGAGCCUACACCAUGUUCCUGUCCCCUGUGUUUGCCCGGGCAGCCCUGGGGCCCUGGCUUCCCCUGUGUGGCCGGGGGGUGGGCGUGGCUGGGGUGCUGGCCUGUAAGGGGGGGCGGCCUGCUUCCUCCUCCUCCUCCUCCCCUGACCACCACUAUGAUAUGGUUGUCUCGGGCGGUGGCCUGGUGGGGUUUGCCAUGGCCUGUGCCCUGGGUCACAAUCAGAGGCUGCGGGAUCUCAGAAUACUGCUGCUGGAGGGGGGACCGAACAAGGCGUGGGAGCUGCCGAAGGAGUACAGUAACCGCGUGUGUGCCCUGAGCGUCCACACCCGCAGGCUCUUCAGGAAGCUUGGGGUGUGGGAGCACAUUGAACACCUGAGGGCCCAGCCUAUUCGGAAAAUGCAGGUGUGGGAGUCCUGCUCCGAGGCCAUGAUCGCCUUUGACGGCCAGGACCAGGACGACGGACUUGUGGCGCACAUUGUGGAGAAUGACGUCACUCUUCACGCCCUCAAGAAGCGGAUUCCUGAGCAUGUGGAGGUUGAGUAUAAUGCUAAAGUGCAAGGCUACGAGCUUCCAAAAGACCUCGGCUCAAAGGUGUUGCUGUCGCUGGCUGAUGGCAGAACUAUAUCUACAGAUCUCUUGAUUGGGGCAGACGGAGCAAGGUCUUUAGUUCGGAGCACCAUGGGUGUCCAGUACGUGGGCUGGGAGUAUGACCAGAUGGGCAUCGUGGCAACACUGCAACUGUCAGAAGCCGUGGACAACACGGUGGCGUGGCAGAGAUUUCUUCCCACCGGGCCCGUUGCUUUACUGCCGCUCUCAGAGGACCGCAGCUCCUUGGUGUGGUCCACCACGCGGGAACAAGCCGCCCACCUGCUGGCACUCCCAGAGGAGGACUUCACAGAAGCUCUCAAUAGAGCAAUAUGGGACGACAGUGACACCGACUCAGUGGUGAAGACGGCACACGAAGCCUGGAUGAGAGUGCUGGAAACCGUGGUGCCCAGUGGCAGUGAGGUGCGCCAGCUGCCCCCCAGCGUGGCGGAGGUGAUGCCAGGCACGCGGGCAGCCUUCCCUCUGGGCCUGGGGCAUGCAGUGCACUAUGUCAGCCCAAGGGUGGCACUCAUUGGGGAUGCAGCACAUCGGGUUCACCCCCUGGCAGGCCAAGGCGUCAACUUGGGCUUUGGGGAUGUUGCCGCUCUUACAAGCUGCCUGGAAAAUGCUGUCCUCCUUGGUGCUCAGCUUGGAGAUGAACAGACACUACACCAGUACGAGAAGGAGCGCCAGAAAUAUAACGUGGCCACAAUGGCUUCGAUUGAUGGACUGUACCGCCUCUACAACUCUUCCUCUCCCCCGCUGGUUCUUCUGAGGUCCCUUGGUCUUUCCACAGUCAAUGCUUUAUCACCCUUGAAGAGACGAAUCAUGCAACAUGCCGAGGGUUGAGGUGGUGUGUGUGUGUGUGUGUGUGUGUGUGUGUGUGUGUGUGUUGCAGAUAAAAAAUUAAGUCCUUCCCAAGAUGUACAGUUUUCAAGAACCUGUGAUCAAAAUAAAUAAAUAAAAGGAAAAACAAAAUCACUAUACCUACUCCCAUCAAUGCAUCAUUUGAAGAGAACGAAUAGUUUUGAUUUCAUUGUUAAAAUUAAUGUCAAACAACUUGGCUACAGAGGAACUGAUGAUGAUGAUGAUGUUAAAAUUAAUGACAAACAACCUUAGCUAUGGAGGAACUAACCAGGAAUGAGAGUCUUGAGGAGAUGAAGCCACUACCAACUCUAUGCACAUUCCACAUUAAUCCUGUAAUGUACCAAGCCACGUGAAAUUAUCCCAAAACUGCUCGCUGGAUCCUCCUUCGUACACCCGUAAAGCACUGGUCAUUGUGCCUCCUUUGAUUCCAUGGCAUGUGAGCUUGAGGAAGUUUAAGUUUAUUUCCCUCCCUUCAUGGCUAGAUUAUUUUCUCAUGUAUUUCAAAGAGUCGACACUUCCCCUCAUUACAAUGCAACAAAUUUGGGCGGCUUUUCUGAUACCCUACGCCCCUGUCCACCCAGCAGUGAAUGGGUACCCGGUAUUAAUCGAGGGUUGUGUCCUAUCUCCUAUAAUUCCUUCCCCUUCUGUCUCUCUCCGGCAUAUGACCACAGAUGUUGCGCCGACUAAACAAAACUUUCCAACUUACAAUGCAACAAGCUGGUCUUACACUGCCACAUUCACAAGUUACAUUCCAUCCUCUCUGGUUCAGUUUGCGUUGUAGUUUGACCAAAUGGAGUUCUGUUUUUCUUUCAGUGGGGCAGCAUCUAGCAGGCCUCUUUGUUCCGGCAUAUGUUUAUUCCCCUUGAGCUGCUUCCCUUGAUGUAAAAAGACAAACAAAAAGAAAAAAAAAGCACCUUGUUGGAGCUACUUACCUGCACCAGCACACACUGUAAACACCUGGGGGAGAUUAACCCGUCCACUGUGAUUGGCACGGAUUUGGCUUACACUGGCAGCCUGUUAACAUAUACUCCCAGGUCUUUCUCUGCCUCUGUGGUGGAUAGUAGAGUGCUGGAUAUCCCCUCCCAAGGUGCAUGACUUUACAUUUUUCUUCAGUGAAUUGUAGCAGCAGCAGUCUUCUUGUAGGAAAUCCACAGUCAAGGGCUUAAGAACAUAGACUAACUUAAGAUGGAAACUCAUCAUUUACGUUGUUUAAAAUUUUUAAUAUAAAUCCACAAUUAUCUUCAACAAAUAUAUAUUAUCAAAUUUGUAUAAAACUGCCAUUAUUGUACUAUUGCAGUUUUUACAUGCUCUCUCUUUGAGUAAGAUAUACUGAUGACUGUUACAGUAGGGAGUGAUUAAAGCUAAUGACCCAUAUAGAA